Helianthus annuus (common sunflower) is the source of this 729-nucleotide messenger RNA. RefSeq lists its product as uncharacterized. The record is from RefSeq and is a predicted model, not a curated record. NCBI's taxonomy places the organism in Eukaryota, Viridiplantae, Streptophyta, Magnoliopsida, Asterales, Asteraceae. Bases 1 to 729 code for a protein of 242 amino acids. The transcript has 6 exons.
AUGUUUGAAGCAAGUCGUGUCUUCAUAAAUUCUGAUAUUCAUGAGAUCAAAGAAUUCAAAGACAGAUAUCUUGAGAAGGAGUUUUCUAAAUCAUCUUCAAGUAAGCAAUCAUGCUCACAAGUGAUCUCGAAUACGGAAGAUGAGUUUCUAAAUGCUGAAGAUUUUGUUAUGAACGGUUUUAUUGCUUCUAUUGAUGUGGAGAAAAAGGUUAUCAUUGUUGGUACUGUUAUAGCUAUUUCAAAUGAUAAGCCGUGGUAUUAUUUAUCAUGCAAUGUUUGUAAGAAGCAAAUUGAAGAGAAAACUGAGUUGGUUGAAAGAGAUGAUGGCAGUUUUGACGUGUUGGAUGACAAGUCGUUUGAGUGUAUAAACCCAGAUUGUGAUGCUGUUGACAUUGUUCCUGUUCAUCGAUACAAGAUACCUCUAAGGGUUCAGGAUUCAACUGGAACCAUUUCCUGUACUUUGUUUGAUUAUGAAGCUAUUAAGCUUUUGAAAAAAACCUCGAAAGAACUGCUAGAUAUCUACUCGAAGGUUGACACUUUCACCGAAGGAUCGUUUCAAUCACUUCCAUCUGAGUUUGAUGUGUUGGUGAACAAGAAGUUUGCAUUCCAAAUAAAAAUUUCCAGUUUUAACAUUACCAACCAGGUUGAAAACUAUGGGAUUUCAAUGUUAUCUUCUGAUGAGGAUCUACUUUCUGCUUUGGAGAAAAAAUGGAAAGUUAAUGAGUUCUAA